This is a messenger RNA of Asterias rubens (European starfish), 4252 nucleotides long. Its product is annotated as S-adenosylmethionine synthase-like. Bases 79 to 1272 code for a protein of 397 amino acids. Lineage: Eukaryota; Metazoa; Echinodermata; Asteroidea; Forcipulatida; Asteriidae. Gene Ontology annotation, cellular component: cytosol. Gene Ontology annotation, biological process: S-adenosylmethionine biosynthetic process. The record is from RefSeq and is a predicted model, not a curated record. Gene Ontology annotation, molecular function: methionine adenosyltransferase activity; ATP binding. The transcript has 9 exons.
GUGAGCGGGUCGCAGCCGAUACACACGUGGAAAAGAGACAACGCUCGUUGCGUUCAACACAACACAACAAACGUCCAAAUGCCUAUGCUUGAGAACAACCACAACAACGUCGACAUGAAUGAAGACGACGCAAACACCUUCCUGUUCACCUCUGAAUCUGUUGGUGAAGGACACCCUGAUAAGAUAUGUGACCAAGUCAGCGAUGCUGUACUGGAUGCCCACUUGGCCGGUGAUCCCAUGGCCAAGGUAGCCUGUGAAACGGCCACCAAAACGGGAAUGAUCAUGAUUUUGGGAGAGAUCUCAUCGAAUGCCGUUGUUGAUUACCAGAAAAUUGUCAGAGACACCGUCAAGCACAUUGGCUAUGACAGCUCUGAAAAAGGUUUCGACUCUGAGACGUGCAACGUGCUGGUAGCUAUCGAGCAACAGUCCAGAGAAAUCGCCGAAUCAGUUCACAUCAACAAAGCUGAGGAAGACAUUGGUGCCGGAGAUCAAGGUUUAAUGUUUGGCUAUGCCACGGACGAGACAGAAGAGCUAAUGCCCCUGACUGUUGUACUCGCACAUGGGUUGACGAGAAAGAUGGCUGAACUCAGAAAAAACAAAACUCUACCCUUCUUGAGGCCCGACAGUAAAUCACAGGUCACCGUUGAAUACAAGACAAUUAAGGGUCACCUAGAAGCCCUACGUGUACACACAGUGGUCAUCUCCACACAGCACGACCCCGACAUCUCCCAAGAGCAGCUACAGAAGGCGUUGAAAGACAAGGUCAUUGACUCCGUCAUUCCAGCCAAGUAUCUUGACGACAACACAGUGUAUCAUCUUAACCCAUCGGGAAGUUUUGUCAUUGGUGGUCCUAAGGGUGAUGCUGGUCUAACAGGGCGUAAGAUUAUUGUAGAUACGUACGGUGGGUGGGGUGCCCACGGUGGAGGUGCUUUCUCUGGCAAGGACGUCAGUAAGGUGGAUCGGUCCGCUGCCUACGCUGCUCGCUGGGUCGCCAAGUCACUGGUAGCCGCUAAGCUGUGUAAAAGGGUUCUUGUACAGGUUUCCUACGCAAUUGGUGUCUCGGAACCUCUUUCAAUCUUUGUGAGUUCAUACGGAACGUCUGACAAGUCGGAGAAGGAGCUACUUAAAAUCAUCAAUGACAAUUUUGAUCUGCGCCCUGGCGCCAUCAUCAAGGAGCUUGACCUUCGUCGCCCAAUCUACUUCAAGACGGCAUCCUACGGCCACUUCAAGGAAGGGUUCCCAUGGGAAGUGCCCAAGAAACUUGUCUUGUAAAUAAUCAACUUCUCUGAAGGAACUGGACACUGUUGGUUUCUCAACGAUUGGACAUGACAUGAAGAGUCUUUUUACUUUCUCCGAAUCUGAGAAACAAAACUAAAUAUAUAUCUUACAGUCAGCUUUUUAGACUUUCGGUGGAGAUUUGUGACGGUCACAAGAGCGGGACUAUUCAAGCAGCCUCAUCCCAUGUUAUUUGCUGUAUACGGAUCUAACUUGAGGACCUAAAACGUAUCUCUGCGGGACAUCUACAUGAACUGGAGACUUUACCCUUCUUGGCCGUUUUGUGAGUUUUAAUGUACCAGGAGCCCACGGGUGAUUCUGUUAGCUCGCACACAUGCCUCUGUUAUAUUAACUAGCAUUAAGGUCUCAAGAGGGGUAUUUUUGUUUUUUAAAUUGACCAAAGCAGAUCUGUACCCUAUCAAAGGGGAAUUAUUCUGUUGAGCGCAUAUCACCAAAAGCAAACAAUCGCUUAUCUAAUUAAGAAAUCCUCUAAUGUUACAUCAGGCAAAUCCUAAUUCAUGGACGUCUGAUUCUGUGAUAUUAAAGUUGGUGGCAGGAGUAAUUUAUAUUCAAGGCUAAAAUACUUAUUAACUGGAUGGAGAAAUGGACUCUGAAACAUGUACGGACAUUGGUUGUAAAAAAAAAACCACAGCUUCGGCGCUAAGUCUCGACUUUUCUAAAACUGGUGUCGAAAGUACGCAUUUGAGUUCUAUCCAAGCUGCAGUCGGUUUCACUUGCGCAACAACUAUGGAGCAACUUGCGCCAUAAACAUUGCACAAGUGGACUUACGCAGUUGCGUAAAGUUUUGUGAAAUCAGCUUAUGGUGUCCGAGUUGUGGUUUUUAAACUUACCUUUGGAAUUAUGUAAAUGAGGACAGUUUUGAUCAACUUGGUAGAAAACAAAAAGUAUCUGCACAAGGGUGUAAGGGACUUGUAAGUAAUUGUUAGAAACAUGUCUAACUGUAGGCAAAGUAUACCUUUGGUUUUUGGAACCAGUGUUUUAAUCCUAUAAAAAUGUAGAUAUAUACAAUAAACCUAACCCGUGAACAUUUCAUUUUAAAAGGAGUAUUUGGCCGAGAAUUGGGAUUGGAUAGUGAAAAGUACAUGCAGAAAAGAAUACUCCAUAAUUUGAAUAAACAAUCUGAGAAAUGUUUCAUGCAGAAACAUUUCGCGGAUUGAAAUGUUUUUGAAUCCCUUUUACUUAAACCACAUUCCUUUUAGAAGGAAAUUGUGCCUAAAAUGCUAUACACGAUCAGCAGCUGCAGUGCUUGUUACCAAGUUAGUUGUUACCAAGUUAGUUUCAUACGGUCUUUAGUAUCUUUGAGUAAUUACCAAAGGUACACCAUGCUGAUCCCUUUUGUCCAUUAAUUUUAGCGGACUGAACCAACUAGUGGGGUUUUUGUUUCCCACUUUUGGAAGAGUUACUUUCCAUAAAAGUGUGCACAAAGGUUGAAGUCUUGAAAAAAACGUGGUGGAAGGUUGUGUUAUUUUUAAUAGAAUCAAAAGAUUUUAGGCAAAUGUGAUUUGGAGGUGACAAUCAGAUUGGCAAUCGUGUAUGUUGGCAAUCUAGUUACACUAGUGGAUUGCUAAGGCAAUGAGUAGUAUUUCUAGUAUUUCAAUUGUUUAGAAGGAGUUGGUGACAGCAGAGGUUAGUCAUUGUUAGUUGUACAUUUUAGUGACGCAAGUGCCUUGGCCAUCCAACUGGUGUUGUGAUGUGUUGUGGAAUGUGUGUUUCAAAUCUUGGUUUAAAGCUUUCCUGGCUACAUGUGCCCUUGAGCAUCAUAAUUACUUCUCUGCACCCAGAAGUGGAUUUAGGUUUGAUAUUACUGUUGUAUUAAUCUGUCCGAACUCAUGACCAAAUAUGUGUUGUUUUGCCUUCUGUACCCUGUAAGUCAACUGCUGUUAAGGAUUAUGUUAAAGGAGAAGUCAAGUUUGAAAUCCACUUUAGGUAAAUGAAUAUCCCUGCACCACCCCAGGCCCAAGUAUGGGACUGGGCUAAACAAAUGUUACACUAUCGCAAAUCCCUUUAAGAGAAGAUGAGUGAUGCUACAUUGCUAAUUUUUUCUUCUAUACUGAAAACAGCUGAAUCCUUCUUCCCAUGUCAAUUGUUCAAAGCCUUUAUUUUCCAGCUGCCUAGUCUAACACGAAAGUAUGGUGGCGGGAUUUUUAUACAUUGUAAAACUGUACAAAUUUUGUCUUGAUGUAGUAAUGAAAUUAACAACAUUCCAAGUUAACAAUUGGAACCUCAUGAAAUUGUAUUGUGAAUAAAAUGCUUACAACAUCGAUGAAUAUGGUGGGAGAAUUAUCGCCUACGAUGUAAAAAAUAGUUUGUAGUGCCUCUUUCAGUAUUUGAUUAUUGCUUGGGUUUGAUUUCCUUUCAUUCUGUUUGACUUUGUGCCGUUCCAUAUGACAUUCCUAAUGUGCUGUGUUGAGAUCAGGGCCAAUAGCCCUGCUUAACGGUAAGGAAAUUUCCCUGCUUGCUAUAGCAGAAAAAUGUGCUGAAGCGCAAGUGUAUUUCACAGGUUGAAAAGAAAACUUGGCAGCCAGUGUGCACUCGUUAGCUUGUUCUUAUAGAUUUGCGUUGUUUAGUCAAUAUUUUCAUACAAUGAGUAUGCUUUCCAAGUGCCUACAGUCAGCAGCAAUGUGAAAUGGAAACACGUGCUGUAAGCACAAAAAGACGUUAAUCAGCAUUGUGAAAUUGGACCCAGUACACCCUGGCAGUAUUGAGUUCAUAAAUGAUGGCAGACUUGUACUCCAUGACCUUGUCUUGUGAAAUAAAGGUGUGCGAUUUUUCCUGAUUUUAGGAAAUAUUGAGGUUCAGUCUUAAAAUAAUAAAUUCUCUUUAAAAGAAAUUUCAGUUAAAAAACGAAUGUUACGAAUGUUGACCUAAAAAGCAAAUAAGUUAUGUUUGAGGAGUACUUACCGAUUGUUUUUGUGGCUACCAAAAUGCAAUGAUUUAACUUCACCGCUUUGUGGCU